Molecule: messenger RNA, 1211 nt
Organism: Striga asiatica
Lineage: Eukaryota; Viridiplantae; Streptophyta; Magnoliopsida; Lamiales; Orobanchaceae
Source: the annotation of a GenBank genome assembly
CAUACACUCUAUGUCAAUCUUCCUAUAACUACACAUACAAACAUUAUAUCGUUUUUAAAUGUGAAUUUUCUUGUGAGAAACUCAUAUUGGGAUAUAGAAGAAAAUUACAAAUGGACGAGGAACUGAGAAAACGGACGAGGACAACAAUGUUGGACCAACUCGAAGAGGAGAGAACUUCCCCCGUGCUCGAAACUAUUGAAAGUGAAAGUGAUGAGGCUGCUGGCACCACCACUUCUGAUGAAUCUGAUGAAGAGUUGGAGUUUAGUGAUGAAGAAUUCUUUUAUGGUGGAGUACAAUUUGGAGUAGAGUUAUCGGAGGAUACCGAGUAUGAUGAUUUCGACUUUUAUCAGGAUAUGGAAGAAGAUGAAGUUGAUCCAGACGAAUUAUCGUACGAGGAGCUGCUUGCUCUUGGGGAGAUGGUUGGAGUGGAGAACACAGGAUUACCAAAAGCUGAAAUCACUAAACAUUUGCAUCCACUUACAUGUCAGUCUACCUCCAAUUUGAUUAUUGACAGGUGUGUGAUAUGCCAAGUGGAGUAUGAACAAGAGGAAGAACUAGCUGGCCUACAGUGUGAGCAUCUGUACCACAAGGAUUGUAUAGUCAAAUGGCUUCAAAUUAAAAAGAUGUAUAGGAACAUCCAGAACCUUUAUGUAUCUAAAAACACUUUUCAGGAUGUGCCCAGGCAGAAAAAAGGUGCCAAAAAAAAUGGCGAAUCCAGGCAAUACGAUCUCUUCAAGCAAAACGCUCAGCGUCUGAACGCGCACAAGCGGGAGAAAACUGCAACCAGAAAAUUGCCCACUGACUCUGAUGUCUUCGAGAUCGACGGGCCGAGAAAAUUGGCCGAUCUAAAAUUAAGAGAAAAAAAAAGAAAGAAAAAGGAGAUGCGUAUGUUGCGUUGGUUCUGCGGGAACACAAGAAGGGAUAGAAUCCAUAAUGAGGAUAUUCGAGAUAGGGUCGGGGUGGCUCCAAUUGAGGAGAAAUUGGUUCAACAUCGGCUGAGGUGGUUCGGACAUGUCCAACGGAGGCCUCUUGAUGCACCGGUGCGUAGGGGAGUUCUACAGCGGGUCGAGGAUGUUAAGAGAGGUAGAGGUCGGCCUAAACUCACUUGGGAAGAGUCGGUUAAGAGAGAUCUUAAAGAUUGGAAUAUCUCCAAGGAUUUAGCGGUGCAUAGGAGCGCUUGGAGGCUCGCUAUCAACGUGCCAGAACCGUGA